Messenger RNA from Drosophila rhopaloa, 729 nucleotides. RefSeq lists its product as uncharacterized. Bases 22 to 729 code for a protein of 235 amino acids. Gene Ontology annotation, molecular function: odorant binding. Gene Ontology annotation, biological process: sensory perception of smell. The transcript has 2 exons. NCBI's taxonomy places the organism in Eukaryota, Metazoa, Arthropoda, Insecta, Diptera, Drosophilidae. The record is from RefSeq and is a predicted model, not a curated record.
AUUUCCUAAAAUUAUUCUUUGAUGUAUAUUAAAGCCAAUUAUCUGUCCUUGCUUUGCCUGGUGCUCAGUGAUCUUCUACCAGUGGCAUGGACCCGUUCGUUGACUGUCUCGCUGAACAUGUCGAUGACCCGAACCCUGGUCCCAGAUCCACCGAAUGGAACAGAGACAAAGCUUAGCCAGGAUAUGUUAAGGUCCUGUAUGCGGAAGACCGAGAUAUCGAUGUCACAGCUGAAGCUCUUUCACAUGAGCCUGCUGAACAGUGACUACAACAACGAGAACGAAGUGCUUCCGGUGCCAGUUCAGUCCAUGGGUGAUGUCAACAACCUGGGCGAUCUGGACUUCAAUGGCAACUCACAGUUGCCCUUCCUCAAUCUGAAACACAAUGAGCCGCUGCAGUGCUUUGUGAGCUGCCUGUACGAGACCCUGGAUCUGGACAAAUACAAUGUCCUGCUGGAGGAGGCGUUCAAGUCCCAGGUGCAGUCGAUCAUCCAGCACGAGAAGGCGGAGAUCAAGGAGUGCAGUGACCUGCAGGGCAAGUCUCGGUGCGAGGCGGCCUACAAGUUGCACCUGUGCUACAACCACUUGAAGACCCUGGAUGCGGAGCAGCGCAUCCGGGAGAUCCUCGAGCGGACGGAGGCGGAGAGCGAGGGACUUGGUCCGGAUGGAGCCGACUUCAUCGACGGCAUCCAGCACUCAGGCGAAAAAGAAACCACACCCAAGUCGGAGUAA